AUGGUUCCAAAGGCCGCCACUGGUGACUGGCGCCCCUGCGGUGAUUUCAGGGCCCUGAACAACGUUACUGUCCCGGACCGCUAUCCUGUCCCACAUCUUAAGGAUUUUGCCGGUGCCCUAUUCGGCAAGUCUGUAUUCUCGAAGAUCGAUCUGGUCCGUGCUUUCCACCAAAUUCCCAAAGCCCCAGAGGACGUUUCGAAGACGGCCGUUACCACCCCCUUUGGCCUCUUUGAGUUCCUGCGCAUGCCGUUUGGACUUCGCAACGCCUCCCAGACCUUCCAAAGGUUUGUAGACAGAGUGCUUCGCGGCUUACCAUUUGUCUACGCCUAUAUCGACGACCUUCUGGUAGCCAGCUCCACCACCGAAGAACACAUGGAACAUCUUACAACGGUGUUUGACCGCCUUCAACAAUUUGGCGUUGUCCUCAACCCGUCCAAGUGCGUCUUCGGUGUGCCCUCACUAGAAUGUCUCGGUCAUCUGGUCGACUCCCACGGCAUUCGGCCUCUUCCCUCAAAGGUUGCCGCCAUUCGGGACUUUUCACCCCCUACCUCGAAGCGUCAGUUGCAACGGUUUCUUGGUAUGGUGAACUUCUAUCGCCGGUUCCUACCGAACUGUGCUGAUCUCAUGUUGCCGCUCACCAACAUGCUUUCUGGUCCCAAAGGUCCCCUCGAGCUGACUGGUGAAGCACUGACUGCUUUUGAUAGAAUCAAGAAUUCCCUUGCUGAUGCCACCUUACUCACACAUCCCGCUCCCGAAGCUCAGCUGUCUCUGAUAGUAGAUGCUUCGACCGUAGCCGUAGGUGCAGUCCUUCAACAACACCUUGCUGGUUCGACUCAACCACUUGCCUUUUUCUCCAAAAAGCUCUUACCAGCUGAGACACGCUACAGUACCUCUGGCCGUGAACUACUUGCCAUUUACCUGGCUGUGAAGCAUUUCCGGCAUUCCCUUGAAGGUCGUGACUUCACCGUUUUCACUGACCACAAACCGUUGACUUUUGCACUUCGUUCCCACACUGACAAACUAAACCCCCGGGAAAUCCGCCAACUGGACUACAUCUCACAGUUUACCUCAGAUAUCCGCCACAUCGACGGGUCACGCAAUGAGGUGGCUGACGCACUGUCCAGGCCCUCCAUUGCUCAUCUUCAGCUUUCACCCGGGAUAGACCUCGCUGAGAUGGCCGCUGAACAACGCCGUGUCGGUCCACCCUGUGAUGAGGAUGUUUCCGGACUCCAGCUUCAGGAAUUACCACUGACAACUGGCAACGGCACCAUCUUAUGCGACGUAUCCACCCCUUCCCAUCGUCCAUUUGUGCCACCAUCUCUCCGCCGCAAAGUUUUCUCCUCCCUGCACAAUCUGUCUCACCCUGGGAGUCGAGCAACCGACAAGCUGGUUUCCGACCGCUUCGUCUGGCCUGGUAUGCACAAGGACCUCAAGGCAUGGACACGGGCUUGUAGUGCCUGUCAACGGAGCAAGAUCCAGCGGCACAACAAGGCCCCCAUUGGCACCUUCCCUGGCCCUGGUUCAAGGUCCAGCCACGUUCACCUGGACAUUUUAGGCCCCCUGCCUCUGUCCAAUGGUUGUUCCUAUCUCCUCACCUGUGUGGAUCGGUUCACUCGGUGGCCUGAAGCAAUUCCCCUGCCUGACAUUGCUGCUCCAACGGUGGUCAAGGCUCUUCUCAGUCGUUGGGUUGCUAUCUUUGGUGCACCCUCCACAAUCAUGACUGACCGUGGUGCCCAGUUUGAGUCUAAUCUCUUCCAGUCUUUACUCUCCUUUUUAGGCUGUACUCGCAUCCGCACUACAGCCUAUCAUCUGGCAGCCAACGGGAUGGUCGAGCGGUUUCACCGCCAGCUGAAAGCCUCCCUACGAGCCGCGGCCGAUCUGGAGAACUGGACGGACCACCUUCCCCUGGUCCUCUUGGGCAUCCGCUCCGCUCUGAAGCCGGACCUUGAUUGUUCCGCAGCUGAACUGGUGUUCGGUGCCACCGUCCGACUCCCCGGUGAGAUGAUCUCGCUAACCCCGCAAGGUGCAGUUGAGGAUCCCACCAACCCCCUGCAUCGCCUCCGGCAGUUUAUGCGGACACUUUCCCCGGUUCCUCCCAGGUCCUCCGCCUCUCCGUCUUAUCUCGAGAAAGACUUGGCGACAUGCUCUCACGUCUAUCUCCGAUGUGAUCGAGUCCGCCGGCCCCUGGAACCACCCUACGAUGGCCCCUUCCGAGUUAUCUCUCGUGGGACGAAGAACUUCCGCAUCCAACGCGGCACUCGCGAGGAGGUCGUGAGCGUGGACCGUCUCAAAGCUGCCGUCCCGGACAUUCCUCCGGAUGAGCCCUGUGGUCCCCUACCCCCUGCUCCGCCUCCCCGACCCUCUAUCCCUCCGUCCCGUAUAUUUCCUCUGCCCUCAUGUCCGCAACCCACAACUGCAACUUCCCCUUCAUCAACCAACAACACUGUAACCGCGAGCCAUACUCACUCUACUCCUGUGCCCCUGUAUAUAUCACCCGUAGUGGACGCCAUGUUCAUUUUCCUGACCGUUUAG
Spirometra erinaceieuropaei is the source of this 2532-nucleotide messenger RNA. Lineage: Eukaryota; Metazoa; Platyhelminthes; Cestoda; Diphyllobothriidea; Diphyllobothriidae. The record is from the annotation of a GenBank genome assembly.